Molecule: messenger RNA, 854 nt
Organism: Habropoda laboriosa
Lineage: Eukaryota; Metazoa; Arthropoda; Insecta; Hymenoptera; Apidae
Gene: stai
Product: neurofilament heavy polypeptide
Exons: 6
Coding region: 87-854 (255 amino acids)
Biological process (GO): regulation of microtubule polymerization or depolymerization; neuron projection development; microtubule depolymerization
Cellular component (GO): neuron projection; cytoplasm
Molecular function (GO): tubulin binding
Source: RefSeq, a predicted model, not a curated record
GCGUGGUUGUUCCUGCUGCAGGAUCUACAUUUAGUGUUCGGUAAUCGCUUCUUUGUUCUGUCGAGGUGAAAACAGCAUACUUCACAAUGGCUACUGCUGCCGAAUCGCCCGUUAACAACGAAUCGACGGAAAUUCGAUGCCAGGAGAAAUCUAAGGGUGGACUGUGCUACGAGGUAAUCUUAGCAGAGCCAACAGUGCCGAAGAGAGCACCGUCGCCACCACAGACGUCUCCGACUCAACAAGUCGCUAUUGAGGAUAAGCUUAAAGCGGCGGAGGAGAGAAGACUUUCCCUGGAAGCUCAUAAAAUCGCUGCCCUCGCCGCUAAGCUUAUGAAAAUUGAAGAUGCCGCUCGCAAGAAGGAUGAACUUAGCGCCGCUUUCAUUGCCGCGACUCGCGAGUCUUUGGACGCUAAGAUGAACAACACGGAAGAGAAGCGAGAGGCUCACAUCGCCGAAUUGAAGAACAAGUUGAAGGAACACUUAGAAAGUGUGGAGAAGACCCGUUUGAGCCUGGAACAACAGACUCAGGAAGUUCGUUGCGCCGUUGAAGAGAAGCUGAAGUCUGCUGCUGCUCAACGCGAUGAGAACAUUAAGAGGAUGCUGGAUCGUCUGAAGGAACAUGAGGAACAAGUGGCCCGUGUACGUCAAGGGAUAACCGAGCGCGUGAUGCAACUUGAAUCACAGAUUCAAGGCAAGUUGGAUCAGGCUCACGAACGCCGUCAGAAUAUCGAGCGUGAACAAAAGGAAAAGCUGCGUAAUUAUGAGAGGCGCGCGGAGAUGGUAAGACAGAAUAAAGCAGCUCUGUCUGAGCAAUCUGGCCUGCCAACUGAAAAGGAGACUGCCAGCUCUGGGUAA